UGGCGGAGGCAGCGCCGGCGGCGGGCACGGCGCCGCAAGGGAACUGAGGCGGGGAGCGCGGCUGGGGGAAGCGGCUUUCAGCGGUGUGGUGGGACGGGGGCACGGUGGUGAGUGGGACGACGCAGAGGCAGCAGCAGCAGCAGCAGGACAGAGACGGUGGCGGUGCCGCCGCCACUGUUUUCAGAAAAGUAUUUCGAUGUGAUACUUAACCUUGGUCAUCGCCGCUUGGAGAGCGGCAGCCUCAUGCUUCAGAGAUAACUGCAGUUUGAAUUACAGGAAGAGCAUGUGUACAGAGUUCGGUGACAGAAUAUUUAAGGUACAUGGGCAUUCGGUGGCAAGUACAACUGAAGAAGGUCUGACUGUCUGCAGGAAUCAGCUGAACUUGAGUGUGUAGAGCCAGAAUUGCCAGCAGACCUAGAAGAGGAGCUAAUCGGAAGAACAUUGCUAGACAUAGAAGAAGUGGAAUCUUCUGCAACAAUCAUUAACUGAAUAAAUAUAUCAGUAAAAACAUCAGCACUGAAACAGCAGAUCCUGGUGCUUUUUGAUUCUUUGGUGGAUUUUAUUACUUACACAUUGCUACUGACAUUAUUAUCUCACUUAAUGCAUCUUGACUUUCUCUGUGCAUAAAAAUAUAACUGGACAGUUGCAUUUUGACACUGUUUAAUAGCAGAUUUGAAUGUUAAAUCGUUUGCCAAGAUGAGUGCUGAAGGGUAUCAAUACAGAGCUUUAUAUGACUACAAAAAAGAGCGAGAAGAGGACAUUGACUUGCACUUAGGAGAUAUAUUAACUGUGAAUAAAGGUACCUUGCUAGCACUUGGAUUCAGUGAAGGAGAAGAAGCAAAACCUGAGGAAAUUGGCUGGUUAAACGGCUGUAAUGAAACCACAGGGGAGAGGGGGGAUUUCCCAGGAACAUAUGUAGAGUACAUUGGAAGAAAAAAAAUAUCUCCCCCAACUCCAAAGCCUCGUCCUCCUCGACCCCUUCCUGUGGCACCAAGUCCUGCAAAAGUUGAAGCAGAGACAGAGCAACAAGCUUUUUCCCUUCCGGAUCUUACAGAGCAGUUUGUACCUCCUGAUAUUGCUCCACCGAUUCUCAUGAAGAUAGUGGAAACAAUUGAAAAGAAAGGUCUAGAGUGCUCAACUUUGUAUGGAACACAAGGUUCAAGCAGCUUAGCAGAAUUAAGACAGAUGCUUGAAUGUGAUGCCUCUUCACUGGAUUUAGAGACAUUUGAUGUGCAUACUUUAGCAGAUGCUCUAAAGAGGUAUCUCCUGGACCUGCCAAAUCCCAUUAUUCCAGCAGCUGUUUACAGUGACAUGAUUUCUGUAGCUCAAGAAGUGCAGAGCACAGAGGAAUAUGCUCAGUUGCUGAAGAAACUCAUCAGAUCUCCAAAUAUACCUCCCCAGUAUUGGCUCACACUCCAAUAUUUGCUCAAACAUUUCCUCAGAGUUUGUCAAGCCUCCAGCAAAAAUCUCUUGAAUGCAAGGUCUCUGGCUGAAAUUUUCAGCCCUCUGCUUUUCAAGUUCCAGGUAGCAAGCUCUGAUAAUACAGAACUACACAUAAAAAUCGUAGAAGUCUUAAUCACAAGUGAAUGGAAUGAGAGACAGCCUGUACCAGCACUGCCUCCUAAGCCACCAAAACCUAAUACUGUAACUAACAACAGCAUGAAUAACAACAUGUCAUUACAAGAUGCUGAAUGGUACUGGGGAGAUAUCUCAAGAGAAGAAGUAAAUGAGAAGCUUCGAGACACAGCUGAUGGUACCUUUCUGGUACGAGAUGCUUCAACCAAAAUGCACGGUGACUACACACUCACACUGAGGAAAGGAGGAAAUAACAAAUUAAUCAAAAUAUUUCAUCGAGAUGGAAAAUAUGGCUUUUCUGAUCCUCUGACUUUCAACUCUGUGGUUGAGCUAAUAAACCACUACCGGAAUGAAUCUCUAGCCCAGUAUAAUCCUAAACUGGAUGUAAAAUUACUGUAUCCAGUGUCUAAAUACCAGCAGGAUCAAGUUGUAAAAGAGGACAGCAUUGAAGCAGUGGGAAAGAAAUUACAUGAAUAUAAUACACAGUUCCAAGAGAAAAGCCGAGAAUAUGACAGACUCUAUGAAGACUACACAAGAACAUCUCAGGAAAUUCAAAUGAAAAGAACAGCUAUUGAAGCAUUUAAUGAAACAAUAAAAAUAUUUGAAGAGCAGUGCCAGACUCAAGAAAGAUAUAGUAAGGAGUACAUUGAAAAAUUUAAACGGGAAGGAAAUGAAAAAGAAAUACAAAGGAUUAUGCACAACUAUGAAAAACUGAAGUCUCGAAUAAGUGAAAUUGUGGACAGCAGGCGCAGAUUAGAAGAGGAUUUAAAGAAGCAAGCAGCUGAGUAUAGAGAGAUAGACAAGCGUAUGAACAGCAUUAAGCCAGACCUGAUACAGCUGAGGAAGACAAGAGAUCAGUACUUGAUGUGGCUGACUCAAAAAGGUGUUCGUCAAAAGAAGCUAAAUGAAUGGCUUGGAAACGAAAAUACAGAGGACCAGUACUCUAUGGUGGAAGACGAUGAGGACUUGCCCCAUCAUGAUGAAAGAACAUGGAAUGUGGGAAAUAUUAAUAGAAGCCAAGCUGAAAAUCUGCUGCGAGGAAAACGAGAUGGAACAUUUCUUGUUCGAGAGAGCAGCAAACAAGGCUGCUAUGCCUGCUCUGUUGUGGUGGAUGGAGAAGUAAAGCACUGUGUGAUAAACAAAACACCUACUGGGUAUGGAUUUGCAGAGCCAUAUAACUUGUACAACUCCCUUAAAGAACUGGUGCUACAUUAUCAACACACAUCACUCGUGCAGCACAAUGACUCUCUCAAUGUCACACUAGCCUACCCAGUAUAUGCACAGCAGAGGCGAUGAAGAUCUUAAUACUUUGGGUUGUUUGUUUUUUUCCUAAAGAAAAGAUUUUACAGCAUUGAGGCCUCUGGAGAGAAAAGGCUCCUUUCAGCCUUACUCAAGGAUUUGAUCUGCUGUGUCAAAGCUAUUUGUCUUCAGAUGAGACUGGAGUUUUCCUUCACAACUGCAGUUGGAGAGAUGACACAGUAUUAAGCUGUGAUUGUAUGUUUCUAGUCUGAAAUGCUUUUUAAAAAAAUUUAAGAAAAAGGGAAAAAAACCCCAACAAAAACCAACAACACAAGAGAGAGAAAUCCAAACCUGAUCUCCCUGCAGGGACAUAGAGGCCUUUAACCAUGGUGCUUGUUUACGACCACUUCUGAAGCUUUACCAGCUAGAACAUUGGAUUCUCGUGACACAAGGUAUAAGAGGUUUCUGUUGUUCAGUAAUUGGAAUUGUGUGGUCACAACGUGGUUUGGAUUUGUGUUGCUGCACUCAGUGGAUCCAGACACAGAGCAUUGUGGAUUUUUUUUGGUUUCUGGUGAAUGAUAUGUAGCAGAACGGCACUUUCACUUCUGAGUGACACUUUAAAAGGACUUCAGUUAACAGUAUGUUUGAUUUCAGAGUAAUUGUAAUAGCAAAGUGCCAGAAAGUGUUUUGCUUAGACAUUUAAAAAUCCUGUUAUAAGAAUAUAUUUAAGACUGAAAUAAACAGGACGUUCAAUGGCAUACAGUAUAUAAUGUACAUAGUAUUGGAUGACUAACUAUCAUUGAUGGAAAGUAUCAAUACCAAACUGCUUCUCUUUCUUCUUUGCUAAAAGCUGAAUUCUUAGACCAUGCUAUGCAAUACUGAUUUUUCUUUAGGCUGUAGUCUUCUACAUAUCUACAGGUUAAGCUAGUUUUUCUUUCAUGUUUCCUUGACUGCUUCUUUCUUUUGCUUGAAAGUAUUUUUCCUGAUAAUUUUUUUUGCUUAUCUAUUUUGUAGUUUGGUUGGGUUAUUUUGUUGUUGUUGUUGUUGUUAUUGUUGUUGUUGGGGGGUUUUUGUGUUUUGGGGGUGGACUGGCGUUAGUUGUUUUGAUUGGGGGUUUUUUGGGGGGGAGUGGAUGGAGUUGUUUUGGUUUUGGUUGGGGUUUGUUUUGUGGUUUUGCUUGUUUGGUUGGUUUUGGGUUUUUGUUAGGUGUUUUGGGAUUGUUUGUUGUUGUGUAGGGGGUUUUGGUUUUUGUUUGUUGGUUUAUUUUGUUGUUUGUUUUUUUAUGUACAGGAAGCCAACAAGAGUUGGCUUCAAAGUUAAAACUAUGAAAUAUUUUACGAUUUUCUUUGUACAGAAUAUUGAGCUACUAGCUCAAAAGUUCUUAAAGUACAUAAUCUUCUUUUUUUUUGGACUGAAUAUUUUGUUGGGCAGUGCCUGAUAAGCAUCAAAGCUGCUUUAUUCAAUAAAAAAAUAUAUGAACAUUAUGAAAUAUCACUGAGUCCAACAAUAUUGUUUCAGAGAUAUCUUUAGAAUACGGUACCACUCUAUGUUUGCUUCUUGAAGCAUUUUGAACAUCUGUCAUGGUUGUCUUUGUAUUUCGAAGACAAAAAAUUGUGUAUCCUUCUCUGAUAAUGAUUUCAGAUAAAACAGGAGAAAUUUGGCUACUGUAGUAGAUAGUUUGGAUCUCAGAAUUAAUCUAAUCUUCACAGUAAAUAAAUGACUUUUAGGUCUACUGUGGCAGAAUUUUUGUCAUCAUGUAAAGGUAUUCUCAUUUCAUAUGAAGGAAGUUUCUUUAACCUGUUACCUAGGUUUGUAUUUUUUAUUAGUAUCGUGACAAAAUAUCUCACAUCUUUGCUGAGAAUGUUUGGACCCAACAUAAAGCUAAUUAGGACAGUUUAGUAAUUAUUGCCUAUUAUACCUAACAUUUUGGAUUUAUUUUCACAAAUUAUAGGCUGAGGCAGUAUCAGAAUAAACACUUCAAUAAUUUCAGGCACCAGAGACUUACAGAAGUAUAGUUUAGUUAAAGUAAACAAAGAGAUUAAUCCCAUUAAAGCAAAUUUGUUAGGGGUUCAUUGUGGGUAGUUUGCAGUGGUUAUUUAAUCAUCCUGCCCACUGGGAAAAUUCACAGAUUGAUAAAAGUAGUGAAGUUCAGAGAAAUCUUGGAGAAGUUGACUAAAUGAACACAGAAAUUUCUUCUUCCCCCAAGAUGCAAAGGCAAGACUUAUUACUAUUAAAGAGAGUUGCACAACAUAAUCAAAAGAGUAAAACCUAUGUUGUUCUCUCAUCACUGUUUGGUUUUAGAGAUAGAUGUGUCUCUUUUUUUUUACAUUAUUUCUUCAUUUCUGAGACUGUAAGGCUUUUGGGUUUAUUUUGAUGUUGUGCUCUUUUUUUCUCCUUGAGUUGUCCAUACUUUCCUAUAAAUGUAUUUCCAUAUUAGAAUUUAUAUCAGAAAACAAAAUUCAAGCAACAUUAAUGUUUCGUGGUAGUCAUAAUUUCCAAAAUAAUUUGUAAUGUUUCUGAAUAGAAAGUGUAGGUCUUUGUCCCUUCUUUUCCUCAUUCCACACUCUUUCCAAGCCUGUAGGACCAUGUAAGUUUGGGUUACUAAUAACUGGUUUUUACUAUGAAAAAGCACCAACGAUUACUCUAGCAUGCCAGUUAUACUACUGGGCUUGAAGUUACAAAUUAGUUCAGUAUACAACAGUUUAACACUUGUAGCAAUCCAAGAUACUCUUUGGACAUAUAUUAAUUUCUGGAUGUUGAGUAUUUUAAGAGUAAAAUUGUAUUUUUUUUUCUCUAUAAGCAAAAUAUAUGUAAUCUGAAUUGAUGUUUUAUGUAGCAUUUGUCAGCAAAUUUUGUCGUAGUUAAGGCUUUUGGAUCUAAUUUUCUUCAUUUUAAGAAAACUUCUGCUAUGUCAGUGGGCCAUAUCCUUAGCAUGCCCAGCCCAGUAUGGAAUUUCAUUUGUUCCUUUUGUGCUGUAUAACUUCUCUUCAUCUGUGGUUGUAGCAGAGAAAAAAAAAUAGUGUGUGUGCUAAUUUGGCACUUGGCUUUUCUUGCACAAGCAACAACAAGAAAUAAGCACUAUGUUGUGGGGAUAAAUGCUUAGGGCUUCUUAAGGGGAUAUUCUGCCUACACAGGGUCUGUGCAAUUUGCAAGGAUCACUUACACCCUCACAUUGGCAUGAGUGGGUUUUCUUUGGUACUUAAGUAUUGUGUGGCCUCUGCAUUUCCUUCCCUCCUUAAUGCACAGAGCUAAGUCCUGCCAAAGGCCCUAUUCACUGCAGAACUGUUUGUCCCUAAUGUACCAUAUUGUUCACUCCAGUUUUGAUCUCAGAUGAAUAUAUACAGGAAAAAAAAGGCAUGUUGGAUAUAAUGAAAACAAACAGCAGUGCUUUUCUGUAUUUCUAUUGACAUGUAGUUUUUCCAUCUAACAAAAUUCAACUGUGGGACUUUUUUCUUAAUUUUUGUUUGUUUGUUAGGGGGAUUUUUUUGUUUGUUUGUUUAUUUUAAGUCUCUGAGUUAUGCCUCACCGUAGCCUUUUCACACGGCCUUUGCAAAGUGUGAGACAUGACACAGAGAACUAAAACCCACAAGCAAAAUUAGGAGUUUCUGGUUUUCUUAAGUAGAAAUUUGAGUAUGAAGUCUGGGGACGUGUAUCUGUGCAUAAGCAUACGCACAUGCUGUGUUUAAGCACAAAGGGACCCCCAGUAUGGGUGCAUUUUCACCAGACAUCAUAAUUUUGCUGAACUGAGUAAGUGAGAAUAUUAACUUUGUUUAAAGACACACGCACACACACACACAUUAGACCUGUGUGGGUACAGCAUGUUUCCAAAUGCAGUUAGAAAAAAGGAGUUUCUGUGUUGUUGGAUAUUUUCGUUUAAAAAAAAAAAAAAAAAAAAAAAGGAAAAAAAGAACAAAAAAAAGAACAAAAAAAAGAGGCAAAAAAAGCAAGCUUGUUGUAUGGUUCAAUUAUCUAAGAAAUCUUGUCAAGAAAUCUGUGAAACCAAAUCUUCAAAUUUUCUAUUUGGUGUCAACUGUUCUGUAGUGAAGAAAUGGCUUUGUCUUGUAAUUGGCAUUGAAAUAAUAAUGCUUCUAAUGGGGAAAACUUCUGCCGAUUUUCACACAGUGCUUUUGCUAUGCAUGGUAUUAAGUUGGGAGAGUGAAUCCUGAUACUACCUUUUUUUCAGGGUCACUUCAGAUAACGGGCAGCUGUAAGCACAAUGCCUCCCAUGGGACAAGGUUCCAAAAUGUAGCAUUUAAUGUAGAAUCCUGUUGUAUAUCCUGCUGGACUGUAGGAGUUGGGAAUGUUACAUUGCCCUUGUCCUAAUGAGAUUGCAUUAGCUGCCCAAGAUGCUGCUAUCUUUUUUUUUUUUUUUUUGUUAUUAUUCUUAUUUUAAAAAAUAAAGCUCUGUUCUGUUAAAUGUCUUUAAAACUUUAAGAUUACUUUGGUUUAAAAUGGUCUUUGAGGAGGUGGAGGGUGAAAGUGGGUUGUAAAUUGCCUUUGCAAGGCAACAAUGAAAACAUGCCUCCUUGAAAUUUUAUUCAAGCUAUAGCAUUGAUAGAGCUGUGUCUUGUUUUUAAAUUGCUUUUAAAAUUGUAAUAAAUCUUCAAGCAGAAUAAAA
Messenger RNA from Pogoniulus pusillus (Red-fronted tinkerbird), 7432 nucleotides. It is a transcript of the gene PIK3R1, whose product is annotated as phosphoinositide-3-kinase regulatory subunit 1. The transcript has 17 exons. Lineage: Eukaryota; Metazoa; Chordata; Aves; Piciformes; Lybiidae. Gene Ontology annotation, cellular component: phosphatidylinositol 3-kinase complex. Gene Ontology annotation, molecular function: protein binding; 1-phosphatidylinositol-3-kinase regulator activity. The coding region runs from base 697 to 2871 and encodes 724 amino acids. The record is from RefSeq and is a predicted model, not a curated record. Gene Ontology annotation, biological process: insulin receptor signaling pathway; phosphatidylinositol phosphate biosynthetic process.